Echinostoma caproni is the source of this 606-nucleotide messenger RNA. The record is from the annotation of a GenBank genome assembly. Lineage: Eukaryota; Metazoa; Platyhelminthes; Trematoda; Plagiorchiida; Echinostomatidae.
AUGAACGCUCGUAAAAAAAUUCAGUUGUCAUUUUUCAUGCGCGAUGAAGUUGAACCGCGGAACAGGUCGGGUGUAAAUGCGCUCCAAUAUGACACAGCUAAUGGACGCCUUUUUACUGCCGGCCGCGACUCCGUGAUAAGAGUUUGGAAUACAAAUAAACCCAAGGACCCAUUAAUGCAGUGUAUGGAGCAUCAUGCAGACUGGGUGAACGAUAUCAUUUUAUGUUGCGAUGGAAAAAAUUUGAUUUCGGCUUCUAAUGAUACAACGGUCAAGGUGUGGAAUGCUACGAAGGGAUUUUGCAUGUCCACCCUGCGAACACACAAAGAUUAUGUUCGAGUUCUGGCUUACGCUCGUCAUCGCGAAGAAGUGGCGAGCGCCGGGUUAGACCGUGCAAUAUUUCUCUGGGAUGUACGUACGCUAACAGCUUUGACGCCAACAAACAAUACAGUCACAAGUGAGUCGACUGUCCGACUAUUUGGACUAUUUGGUAUACGAUAUUUUCAUUGUUUUACUCGUUCCUUCAUACCUCCUACCUCCCAUCAUGCCCUUAAUUUUAACCACUAUUCUUUUACCGAUACCCACUUUUCAGGAUGGGAGGGGCGCUAA